Messenger RNA from Peronospora matthiolae, 3279 nucleotides. The record is from the annotation of a GenBank genome assembly. NCBI's taxonomy places the organism in Eukaryota, Oomycota, Peronosporomycetes, Peronosporales, Peronosporaceae.
AUGCAGACGCCGAUCCAGGUGACUGUGCAGGAUGGAACGGCGUCGACCAGGCGCUCGCUCGACGUGCGUGACAUACUGGAUGAGUUGCCGAUGCUGGCGAGACUCAAGGAUCAGCAGUGGAUGGCCAGGCUGCCGCGGAAGCUCUUUGUGAAGCGCAACAAGCGUCCAUGCAGUACGGAAGUGGGCAACAGCAGCUCCGACACGGAUACGACGCUAUUGUCGCCUGAAUCGCUUCCGACGCCACGGACGGCUAGGGCUAUGUCAGUACUUGUGCCACAGAAAGACGACGAAGUGCUGGAGGCGCUGGAUGCUCGGUUCUUUACGGAGAAGUUUGAUCCUGUGGCGUAUACGCUCGAAAACCUUCCUGAGGGCAAGAGCGAACUAAAUGCGUUCAUGCGCACCGAGAUCAGUGCUGUGGAUGUGGCAAAAGACGUCGUUUUGGCAAAAUUGCAAGAUAAUGUGCGAGCAAAUUACAACGCGUUGAUACAAGGCAUGAAAGUGGUGCAGGAAGUCGAUCUCGACUUAGUUCGAGCGCAUAUUCACGUCAAAAACGGUCGUCGUCUGCUUGCAACAGCAAAAAGCGACUUGAUUCUCAGUUCUUUUGAAAUCGUAAAAACUAAAAGAAAUCGAGAUCGUGUCAGUGAGAUUGUUUCCAUUGGCUCGCAAAUUGCGCAGUUCUUUGAGGAAGAAGAAAGUAUGAACGUGGCACUGCAAGAGUACCGGUUCAUUACUGCUGUCGAUACUUGUCGACGCCUUCGAGAAGGUUUGUCGCACAGCGCGUUCCAGGGUCUUACGAUUUUGGAUGACUUCCGAUUACGUAUGCAAGACUUUAUUCCGAGACUGCGUGAUCUUUUCGACCAGUCUUUGUGCAAAGUCGCGGGUUGCUUUGACCCCGUCAAGUACAAGGAAUUGCUUCAAGCAUACAUCACGUUAGCAGACCACUCCGAAAGUCGUGGCUUUGAGUUCUCCUCGCAUGCGCUGAAGGAGGUUUUGUCCAAUAUCCCUGAGAUCAUUGUUCGGUCUAUUGACGACAGGGCAAGUGAGAUUGCGCGUCGAGUCUCCGGUUCUGUGUCGCCCGAUAGACUACGAACUGAAGUGGUGGUGAAGCGGGUAAAUGAAAACAACACAAGCGAGACCGGACACCGAGUAGACACAGCUCGAGUGCCAGCAUCCCAGAUAGUCGAAGACGUUACGCGGUGUUAUGAGCAUCUCACCGACCUGAUGCAUGGUUACUAUUUGUUGGUUCAAUGGCAUCGGGAUCCAUUUAAUCCGCUCAACGACGACAUCGCCUACCUCCAUCGCUGCGGAAUCGAUGACGACGACGACGAUGAUGAUGAAAGUGAUAGUGAUAGUGACGGAAACGAUGGCGAUGACCAUGGUGAAGAAAAGGACCACCAUUCGCCCACACGUUGCGACGAAGCUGCUACACUGAAGGAGUCCGAGUCCCCGUCACAUCGUUCUACGAAGAUCGGACCACGCCACUCGAGCUCAGAAAGCACACUUUACGGUCAAGUUCUGUGUGAUACGGGCGUGACCUUGCUUCGAUACCGUAUGAUCGUGUGGGAAAAUAUUCAACAAAAAGUACUGGAGAUUGUUGCAAAGCUGGACAUAUCAUAUGGCUAUAAGAUGGAGCACAUCAUUGCGCUUUCACUGGCGACGACAACGUUUACUGAGAUUGGCGAGGAAUUUACUGGGGCCUUUUCAUCAAAAAUCCGGUCUGCUCUUCGAGUCAAGUGUGAGCAAUACUUGCGUGCAUUCCACGAGGAAAACAUUGAAUUAACUCGAAUGCUUCUGGAGACGGAAAAGUGGCUUCGCAUCACGACACCCUUGAUGGAUGGUGACGACCAACGUAGCCUGAUCGGGCUGAUUGAAAAGCGUAGCGGAUACUCUUUCGAGCGGAAGGUUUGUGGAGAUCUCACGGCUGACCCUAUUUAUUCAAGACGUGUGUUUCCGUCGUUUUUAGUGAAAGGCAAUCCAUUCAUCGCUGUCAAUUCGAUAGAGUGGCUCUCGAUGAAGCAAGGUAUUCGUUUCCAUCAUGAAACGAAGGGCGGCACGAAUAAUGGUGAUAUGUCAUCAUUGCGAAAUUGCGACAAUCAAGCGCUCCCUGUGGCCACUUCUAACGAAUCAGAGUUUGUGCUAACUUCUUCUAGCCUUGCAGGCUUCGUCCGAUUAUGCGGUGCUUACUUGAAAAUGAUGGAGUGUCUUCCACAAAUUAGCUGGGACGCGCUACGCUUACUGAACAACCUUUUCGAGCUCCAUCUGUACGCCGUUUUCACCAAUUUUAUUGCCACAGACGACAUUGUGCAUCUUUUUCACGGUUCACGCGGGGGGUCAAUGAUGAACGAUGCAACGCAGUGGAACAGUCUGCGCACUGGCAUUUGUCGAGUAGCAGAUGAGAUUGAUUUCGGUGAAGUACAUCUUCAAUUGUCGGUAUCGAAAGCGAGUACUGGGCGCAUGGAUCAGCAGCUAGGCUUACCUAUGAUGCGAACCGUCACUCUACGUAAAGUAGCCCGGACACUGUCCGGUAUUGGAGAUACGGACGAGAGCAGUUUGUACGCGUUAGCUGCAAGGUCCGUUGCUUGCGAGGCUGUUGUUGGUCAGUCGAGACUACUGAAUGCUGUGGCAGACUUAGCUCGGUCAUAUCUUCCGGAUCAGUACCGCGUCCGUAUGAAUGAAAUGCUCGAACAGAACUGCACGAUGGCGCAGGAACUCCGCAGCUUCAUGUACGGUACAAUUACAACUCGACUCGUAGACGCCCCAGCCUUGUUGGAUUCAGUGUCUGCAGUGUCGUGGAACAUAACGUACAUCAGUGAUCGGCACAACGAGUAUAUCGUGCAACUGAUUCAAAAAUGUGGAGAAAUAUGGAGACGACUGCGAAUCCUGGCGAUCGGGUCCAUCUCAAUCGACGCGUGUGAGGAUAUUUGGGCGGCAAUGAUACAAACCGUCAUGGAUACGCUGCUGCAGGCAUAUUCUGCUGUUGUCAAGCCGACCCCACAAGGUCGUGCGCUCAUGUUGCUGGACUUGUACACACUUCAGAAUGGUUUGGACCUGGUCAAUCACAUCAGCUCUCGAACGGUGCCCCGUGGUCACGAGUACGUGGGUAACUACAUCAAGGCUUGCUUCUACGACGAAAAGGAGCUCUUGGAGUGGAUUCAGGAUAACAAGGCGCUGUACUCGAAGAUGCAAUUUGCCAAUCUACUUAAGAACAGCAUCGGAUCGACAAUGGAGAUCAAGCAAUUCCGCGAGCUUGCCCUAAAGCUCGACACAAUCGUUGCCUAA